CACACACACACACACACACAUAGUGGCGGCCACAUUUUCACAGCCCGCUCUUCAGACUGACAGCAGCAAACGGAGUUGAGAGGCAGCGCGUUAGAGAGAGGCAGCAAGAGAAAGAAGCUUGGAAACACAAGGGAGGGCAUCCACAGAGGAGAGGGGAUUUACCCCCCUCUUUUUGCCUCUUUUAUCCCUCACAGGGGCCACAAAAGGAUUCUCCCCUGUACUCCUUUUCGAGUGAACUUGCUCUGCUUCUUUGAGGACCCCGCACCCUGCAAUGGCAGCCGCGGCGGGACAUGGGAACGCCGUCUACCUCUCAUCUCGCUCCUCUCAUCUAUGGACUUCACUCCUCUGGGCUCUGCUGACCAUUUCAAGCCCUGUGUGGGGGUUUAAUCUUGAUACUACUCACACACUGCACAAACUGGGGGACCACGGCACCUUUUUUGGUUUCUCUCUAGCGCUUCACCAGCAGCUGACCCCCGAGCCUCAGAGCUGGAUCCUGGUGGGGGCGCCGCAGGCAGCGGGGCAGGGACUGUUGAAGGGAAGCCGGCCCGGAGCCUUGUUCAGGUGUCCAAUCACACCGGAGGAGUACGACUGUGAGAGGGUGGACAUUGAUGGAGAUGUGGAUCUGGAAAGAGAGAGCAAAGACAACCAGUGGCUGGGAGUCACCGUCAAGAGUCAGGGGAUCGGAGGGAAAGUGGUGACCUGCGCUCACCUGUACGAGCUCAGGCAGCGCGUGGGCAGACCGUCAGAGACUCGCGACCCCAUCGGCCGCUGCUACGUUCUGAGUGAGGAUCUGACCGAGCGGGACGACCUGGACGGGGGGGAGUGGAAGUUCUGCGAGGGUCGGCCGCAGGGACACGAGCAGUUCGGCUUCUGUCAGCAGGGGUUCUCCGCCAGCUUCAGCCCAGACAACAACUUCAUACUGUUUGGGGCUCCGGGGACUUACAACUGGAAAGGUGAGAUGCGCGUCCAGCUCCUUAACCAGACUCUGCUGGACCUCGGUUUCUAUGACGACGGGCCCUACGAGGUGGCAGAUCAGAAACAGCUCAAUGCCCAGCUCAUCCCUGUGCCCUACCACAGUUACCUGGGGUUUUCCGUGGACUCGGCCAUGGGGCUCAUGAGCCUCGGGGAACUGACCUUUGUGGCGGGGGCACCCAGGGCCAAUCACACGGGGGCAGUCGUGCUGCUGAAGAAGGACAACGUGUACCGACUGGUGCCGCAGCACAUCUUCUGGGGGAAGGAACUGGCGUCUUCGUUUGGGUACUCGGUAGCUACGGCGGAUCUAAACCGGGACGGUUGGACAGAUCUGAUUGUCGGAGCUCCUAAUUUCUUUGACCGUAAGGCAGAGAUUGGCGGAGCUGUGUACGUGUACCUGAACCCCUUCGGUCACUGGGACGAUCAGGCUCGGCCCAUCCGCCUCAACGGCACCUACGACUCCAUGUUUGGAAUCACCGUCAGCAACAUAGGAGAUCUGGAUCAGGACGGAUACGGAGAUAUUGCUGUGGGAGCCCCCUUCGAUGGAGAUGGCAAAGUUUUUAUCUACAGAGGCUCAGAUUCGGGAAUCGAAACCAAACCGGCUCAGGUGCUGGACGGUCGUGACUUUGAUGUGAGACGUUUUGGAUAUUCCAUCUCAGGUGGUUUGGAUAUUGACCACAACCACUACCCUGAUGUUGCGGUGGGCUCUCUUAAUGACUCAGUGGUUCUCUUCAGGUCUUGCCCCGUCAUUCAUGUGAUCAGAGAUGUGUCAAUUGACCCUCAGUUCAUUGAUCUGGAACAGCACAACUGCAGAGGCAGAGAAGGAGUCUGCAUCGAGGUCAAGGCCUGCUUCACCUUCACAGCCCACCCAGAACAGUACUCGCCACACAUUACACUCCUGGUGCACUUUGAAGCCGACACGGAGCGCAGGAAGUUGGGCCUCCCGCACCGCGUCAGCUUCCUGGGCCGCAGUUCCCUGGAGCCGGAGAAUACGCAGAAAGAGGAAGUGGAGCUGCAUCGGCAGCGCCACCCCGUGUGCACCACUGCUACGUUCCAGCUGCACGAGAACAUCCGUGACAAACUGCGUCCAAUCUCUUUGGCGAUAACCCACACUAUCAAGCCUGUGCCGCCCCGCAGACACUCGAGUGCCAAGAGGCUGGAGAAGCUGCCUCCUGUUCUGAGUGUUUCCCCCUCAAACACGCUGCACUCAGAGGUGAACUUCCGUCGAGAAGGUUGCGGCAUGGACAAAAUCUGCCAGAGCAACCUACAGCUGAGAUACCAGUUUGGAACGCGACCCCUGACCUCCGACCUCUUCACCCCGCUGCCAAAAGAUGAGGAUGAUGUGCAGGUGUUCUCCCUGUCAGACCAGCGCUUGGUGGUGCUGGAGAUCACCGUCACCAACUCGCCCUCUGACCCGCUCCACCCGGGGGAGGACGGGGAUGACGCUCACGCCGCUCAGCUGUUUAUCUACCUUCCAAAAACUCUUUCGUACGCCGGCUCCAGGAUCCCACCACAGAUGAGAUGCCAAGCGAACCAGAACGGCUCGUACGUCGAAUGCGACUUGGGGAACCCUGUGAAACGAGACACUAAGCUGAAAUUCUCCAUCAACUUGAGCACAUCUAACAUCACAAUUGAGACCACUGAGCUGACAGCAGCUCUCAAUUUGACAACCAUCAGCGAGCAGCCUAAACUCACAAAUGUCACAGCUUUUGCUAAAGUUGUGAUAGAGCUCCCUCUGUCUGUCAGCGGGCUCGCUCGUCCUCACCAGUUGUUCUUCAGUGGGAAGGUGAAGGGAGAGAGUGCCAUGACCAGUCUGGAAGACAUCGGCAGCCCUGUGGACUUUGAGUUUGUGGUUGCGAACCCCGGACAAGCUCUGCAGACGCUGGGCUCGGCCUUCCUCAACAUCAUGUGGCCUUACGGGCUGGCCAACGAGAAAUGGCUUCUGUAUCCCGCCAGCUUGAAGUUUGAGGGUCACCCGGACACACAGUGCAUCACAGCGGGGGCCUUAAAUCCUCUGGAUCUACACAGCUCCUCGCUGGCAGAAUCUCCACAGCCUGACAAGGCCGGGCGAAGGCGUCGUUCCCACCCGGAGGACGAGGGCCGAGUGACAAACAAUGGCGCCGUGCGUCGAUCCACUCCAGCCGUGGCAGCUUCGGAGAGACGCAGGUCGCUCAAACUGGAUUGCCUCCUGGGGUCGGCACGCUGUUUCCUGUUUCAGUGUCCCCUCCACAGCUUCUCCGGUCAGGCUGUCCUCAAGAUCCACGCCAGGCUGUGGAACAGCAGCUUCAUGGAGGAGUUCCCAGCAGUCAGUGCUCUGGAGCUGCUGGUCAGAGCCAAUGUCACCGUGAAGUCCACCAUCAAACACCUGCUCCUCAAGGAUGCUGCUGCUCAGGUGCCAGUGAUGAUCUAUCCCGAGCCCGGUCUCGUUGACCAGUACUGGAUCCCCUGGUGGAUCAUCCUCAUAGCCGUGCUGGCGGGCAUCUUGCUGCUGACGCUGUUGGUCUGCAUUCUGUGGAAGUGUGGCUUCUUCCAACGGGCCCACUACAAAGACAAGUUGCCUCAGUACCACGCGGUGAAGAUCCCUCGCGAGGACCGGCCCCAGUUCCACCCUGGGAAGUCAGGAGCCCCCCACAAAAAGGAAUGGGCCACUCACUGGAGCGACGGGACCUCGUAACUCGCUUUGAAGCACUGAGCGACUGAAUUCAUUCAAAUCACCGUGUGUGGCACUCGUUUCUGUCUUUGCAUCGGGACUAACUGACGAAAGAAAGUGCACAUGGACUGAGAUCACGACCUCGUUGUGCACCCUGUACUGUGUCAGUACUUGCAUCUUUGGUGGCCUGUUACACUGUGACUGGAUCUCUCUCACGCUGCCCCACGUAGUCUAUUUAUACUGUCCAUCGUUAUCAGCGGGUUAAAGUUAAUACCCCAAGGCCAGCAAUAAUUUGAAAUUCAGUUUAGCUGCUCAAUAGUCUUUACAGCCUGCAUCAAGAGCGCCGAUUCUCACACUGAUUCUCACACUGAUUCUCAAACAUACAGUAUAAUCUUAUAAUCUGCAUACAGAGACACUGGAGAUUUUUAACAAAGAAGCCUUUGCCCGUGACAAAAAAAAAUAAAAAUACUUUUUGCCUUAACUACUGUAAGAAUGACGACAAACAAUUUUUUCAUGCAAAUGAUUUGUUGGAAUUUUUGUUUAGUCAGCACUUGUAAACUUAGGAAUACGUCUAAGUUGUCUGUUUAAUAAUGUGUUGCUUCACACUGUUGUCUGGGCUCACUGUUUGCUCUGGAAAUAAGUUUUUAAAUCCUUAUUCAAGGGGAAAAAAAUGCCUUUUUACUGUCAAUAUCUUUUUCACUUUUUGUUAAUAUGUCAGCUGUACUGUACAUCAAUAUUUUACCACCUGAGUUAACUUGAAUAAGAAGAAAAAAAGAACUCAAUCCAAUAUAUGACGUGGCCACAGCAAUGCAGAUGCAUGAAAACCAAAUAUCUAAGAAAAGCAAAGCGAUGUUCAUAAUGAGGUCCUCACAACCCUAACCCAUCAAAUUCAAACCUAUAAUAGGAUGUAUGACAAAAUAAGAUCAUAGUUAUGAGGUUUUCAAUUACAUCUUUAUUUUUUAUCCGUGUUACUGUGAUGUCCGCUACUUUUUUAUUUUCAUUCUAUUAACCUGCUUGUGGUGCUGUUCAUGGUACUGUACUCUAGUCACACCAGCCAGUAGUGUAGUAAAUUCAUUUUUUAGCACUGUCAUUUCUAACUGCACACAAAGUGCCUUAUGGUAAAAGGUGCAGAUCUACGUCAGGCUGCUGCCCUGCAGCUCCAGUUGGACACGUGUGGACAAAUACACAUAAUGAGGACAGGAGAGAAGGUAUCGAGAAGAGCAGAACGUCGUCGUCGAGGAACCACGCGUUCUUUCUUUGGAUUAAUUUGGAGUCGAUGAAGUUGCUGUAAAGCAUGAAGAGUCAGCUUGUUUUUUAGGUAUUGCUGGACAAUCUUGUGUUCGCUGCAUGAAGCUCUUGUUGCUGUUCUGACCUUCCCUUCUGAUUUUCGUUUUGAUGUUGGCAUAACUCAGUGUUUUAUUUAUUAUAUGUUUGGCUGCACCAUUUUAACGUUGUAAAUAAAAUUAAAGGAAACAAAGUAAACCUUCAGAUAACUUGAAUAACUAGAAUUUGGGUUGUUCUCCGUAGAAUUCUCCAGGUAUCAAGUUACUGAUUAACCUGCCGUUCGUUCUGAAAACACCAGAUGGAGGCAAAAUUCAGUUUUUCCAAAACACAACUUUAUGUGGUAUUCUAAAUACAUUAAUAAUUAUUAAAUGCCAGUUUACAGGAUAAUAACAUGACCACAUUUGCAUGGUUUUCUUCCAUGUUUUCAUGAUAAAUGAUUAUGUUGAAUAUGACCUUGCAGUGUGACUUGAAUGCGUCAUCAGAUAUCAGCCGCACUUAAAUGAAAGACUUUAACAACCCUUUUUGAUAUUUGGAGGUAUAUUAAAAAAGAAUGAAUGGGUGAAUAUGCUGUUAAUAGUCAUGGUCAGUAUGUCACAGACCAGGCCUCGAGCCUGUGCUCUGGAUCCGAGAACAGCGUGCAGGUUACAUUGAUUUUAGCUUUAAAUCCUCAGCUUCUUUUCUUCUCUAACUCGCAACCAACCACAAGAUGGAAUGGAACUUUUUAAACACGGUCUUUUCCUUUUCGUUGCAGUUAAAACCCUUGCAGCUACAAUCAGCCUGGAUGUGUCAGAGAGAGAUGGAGGUUGUAUGUAAGCGUAGCUGACCUAAAGAUUUUUUGGAGGACGCAAUGAACGAUAUUUCCUCUCUGGACAAUGGAAGUACAAACUCUAACAUCCAGCUUGAUGUUUGCAGACAUGUUUCCUUUGUUUAGUUUGGUGGAUGAUUCUGUUUUAAUUGAACAUGAGCCAAAUCAAUAUAUACCUUCAAUGUCAUCCCAGUUAUCACGUAAAAACUGAAGGACUAGCAGUACGUGUGUGGCCCAUAAUAGCAUGUUCCGUACUCUCCGUUAUCUCUACAAUCGAUUUCAAUCCAAUACAAUCGAUCCUUUGCGAAAUGUUUGUUUUGUUUGUUUGUCAUUGUUGGAAAUGUGUACAUUCAAUCAGGUGUUAAUCAUUGAGGUCAUAUUUAAAUGUGUUCUAUACUGACAGUUUUUUUUUUUAAUCAGAUCUAACUCUGCGCCUCAUUGCUAGAUUAUAUCAUAUAGUUAACUAUAACAACCAAGGCGCCAUAAGAGUACAGGAUUGUUGUGUUUUGAUUGUAAAGUGUCCAGGUGUUCACAGCACAACAAAAAACAUACACGCACCUUUUUAAUAUCUCGUCAGAGUCAGCAAAUUAGAUUUUCCUCUUUUCAUAUGAUCUUAUAAUCGAAAUGAAAACUAAUUCCCCCUUGAGACCUUCAGAUGUCACCCUGGCUGCCAUGGCAGUUAAACAGGGGCAGUUAAACCGUGUGUGCGUUACAGUCUAAGUCCCCCAUUAUGCACUUUGAUGAGCUUAUUCUGUUGAUGCCUCAUCCAGUAUUGGGGAAGUGACUAAUUAUCACACAAACACACGCAAACUGUCCAUGAACACACCCACACACGCAGAACAAAAGACAGUGACAAAUUGAACGCACACUGCAACAAUAAAGCCGCUGUCACUCUCGCAAAUCAAGCAGUCUUUGCAUGAAAAUAAACAAAACAAAGGAGGCUAUUUAGCAAACGAAGGGCUCCUUUGGGAGAAGCAUUGUUCUAAAAAUCCCUUCGCGUGCAAGCUUAAAGAAAACAAAACCAUGAAACUGUCGCUUUGACCGAUUUAAGCUGGUUUAAGGUUUUGAUAUCCGAAGUUAUUCGAAAUCUAUUAGAAGAGAUCAUUUAUUAAGUAUCUUUGGUAAAAAUCCUUCCCUGCUCCCAAUAAUAAACUUAAAAAAAACUAACUAUUGCCUCUAACUCUUAGGUUUGCAUGAGUUGACUUGAAAAAUGAUCUUGGACAAUUUAUCCUAUGCUUCAUUAUCCCUAGAAUGAUUUUAUAUGGCCGAUUAUUGUAAACUGCGAUGGGAGAUGAUAUUGUUGGAUAUAUUCUUUAUACAUAAGCUCAACAAUAAAAUAUUAAAGAAACCAUAA
Messenger RNA from Pungitius pungitius (ninespine stickleback), 7065 nucleotides. It is a transcript of the gene itga7, whose product is annotated as integrin, alpha 7. Gene Ontology annotation, molecular function: integrin binding. Lineage: Eukaryota; Metazoa; Chordata; Actinopteri; Perciformes; Gasterosteidae. Gene Ontology annotation, biological process: integrin-mediated signaling pathway; cell adhesion mediated by integrin; cell-cell adhesion. The transcript has 25 exons. The record is from RefSeq and is a predicted model, not a curated record. Gene Ontology annotation, cellular component: external side of plasma membrane; integrin complex. Bases 272 to 3646 code for a protein of 1124 amino acids.